CAUUAGGGGAGGAGGCUACGCACAACACACACGGGAGAAGAGCCAAAUCAAAAACUGAAAAAAAAAAAAAAAAAAGGGCUCCUUCUUCUUCUCAUCUUCAUGCCCACACAGAGGGGGCAGCGCACAGCACACAGGGGAAGACCAGGAAAAGAAAAAAACAAAAGGAAAACCCUAAGCCUGCUUUCUCUUAUCUCUCUCACGUACCAGUCACCAUCUACUCCAUCAACCAACUCACCCACGCACCACCAUAGUCCACCGCCCGAGCGAUUACGCAGUCUGUUGCUGCAUCUGUUCUCUCUUCCGUCGUUGCGUAUAUGUUCGCAUCUGCACACCAGAUCCUCCAGUUCCCAGUCGUCGACAGCGUUCUUCCUCAAUUCUCUUUCCGAUGUUCGCUGUUCGUGUUGGUUCUCCAGUCAUCUUCUCCGGCAGCUUCUCAAUUGCAGCCGUUCUCUUUCUCCGACGAACCAGCGGCCACCCUUUCCUCGCCAACCUCCAUUCACCGAGCCUCCCGCGUCGCACCGGCAACAAACCAGCAAACCUGAGCAGCGGCAACUUCGGCACCUGUUCUACCUUCCCAGCGGCAGCCCGAGUGGCCCUCCACGGCCAGCCACACGACACAUCGUUGCUCUACGGCUAGCCACCAACCACCCAACUCCGGCGUUAUCCCCCAGGGAACAGGGAUAGGCCAAGUGAUAGAACUCCGUGAUCAUAGGAAGCUGGGACCCUGACACAUAGGGUGAGUUUCUGGACUAGGGAAGGUGUAAUUCCCCUAGAAUUGGGUUGUUUUUGUGUCUGUUAUGGUGAUGUAUAUAUUUGUGUUGAUACUUUGGGUAUUGUAUUCUGAUUGUAAAGUAUGUAUUAACUUUCGCUAUUAUGUUAUAUAAAUAAAAUAACUUUUU
This is a messenger RNA of Malania oleifera, 899 nucleotides long. RefSeq lists its product as uncharacterized. The record is from RefSeq and is a predicted model, not a curated record. NCBI's taxonomy places the organism in Eukaryota, Viridiplantae, Streptophyta, Magnoliopsida, Santalales, Ximeniaceae. The transcript has 2 exons. The coding region runs from base 100 to 684 and encodes 194 amino acids.